Molecule: messenger RNA, 1105 nt
Organism: Melopsittacus undulatus (budgerigar)
Lineage: Eukaryota; Metazoa; Chordata; Aves; Psittaciformes; Psittaculidae
Product: hydrocephalus-inducing protein-like
Exons: 6
Coding region: 152-1105 (317 amino acids)
Biological process (GO): axonemal central apparatus assembly; cilium movement
Cellular component (GO): axoneme
Source: RefSeq, a predicted model, not a curated record
AGGCUUACGCUACCACCUGGAAGGAACUGCUGAAGCCCCCAGGUGUUCAGGGGCCAUUUCCCGGCAGGUUCCAUGCAGGAAGUGCCACACGGAGCUCAUCCCUGUGUCCAACUGGCUGCACAGACCACAGAGGUUCCUGGUGGUUAUUGACAUGCUCAAACCAGAGAACCUGGAAAGCAGUUCUGUGCUGCAGGGGUGUUCCUACAUGGACGUGCCAAGCUCUGCGAAGAAGGACUACCAGCUCACCUUCCUCUCCUACAAAGAAGGAGUCUUCAGGGCAAAGGUGACCUUCCUCAAUGAGACAACCGGAGAGUACUUGUUCCACAUGGUGACUUUCAAGGUGGUGGCUUCAGGACCCAUGGGCACUGUUCAAAUGAGCACCGCUGUUCGGCAGAGAGUGUCCUCCAGCGUCAAGGUGGACAACCCUCUGCCUGUCCCGGUGACGUUUGACAUCAACUGCAAAGUGCCCGACGUCAGCGUUCCCCAGCACUUUACUGUCCCUGCACAGUCGAAGGCGGAUCUUGUCUUGGAGUAUCAGCCCCUGCAAACGGGUGAGAGCAGCGGGCAGCUGGUGCUCCAGAGCAGCGACUUGGGCUCUCUGUUUUACACCCUGCAGCUGAAAGCCACCUGGAGCAGGCCAGAGAAGCCCGUGUAUUUCCGCACCAGGCUGGGCUCCCGUCAGACCAUCACCACCAAAAUACGGCAUUUUGCCCAGCAGAAGACCGAGUACCUCGUACAGACCGACUGUGCCGACUUCCAGACGGCAAAAUCCAUCAGUGCGGCACCCGCCAGUGCUGGGGGCUCGGACCUGAGCGUGGAAGUGACCUUUGAGCCCUGCCAGCUGGGCGAAGCCAAGGCCACGCUGCAGCUCAGCUCUGCAUUGGGCGGGCAGAACGUCUUCCGGAAGGCCACGGCGUUCCAAUACGCAGUGAAGCACCCGGGCUUCACCGUCAGGGCCCCCGAGGUGCUGCGCGCCAAGAGCAGCACCACCAUCACCGUCUCCUUCGCGGGCGGCCCGGCUCCUGUCACCAGCAGGCUGGUGGUCUCCUGCCCUGGGGGCUCCUGGAUCUACCACCUCCGGGGCCUGCCCUCCCCCCGCAAGUGA